AUGAUUCAAACCUCCAUCACUACAGAAAAGACAAAAACAGGCCGCAAUACUCACUCCAGUCCUGCAGGUGGCGCCACCAAACACACACACACACACAUACACGGUGAGGGUCAGAGAAGAAGAGCCGCAGGGUCUCUGUGUGUGUGUGUGUGUUGUAGCGGCUCCGCUGGUGUUCAUUUCAUACGCAGGAGAUCAGACAGUGAAGAUCAAACUGCAGUCAUGACGUCACUGGCAAGCAGCGGCUCCUCCACCGAGUACACAGUCCGAGUGCCCAAGAACACGAGUAAGCGUUACAGCAUCAUGGCGUUUAACGCGGGGGACAAAGUGAACUGUUCCACAUGGACUCAGGCCCGUAUGGAGCGCGAUCUGAGUAACCGCAGGAUGUACGGGGAAGAGGAGACGCCCGAGGGCGCAGCUGGCAGUGAGUUCGGUAAAAAGCAGAGGGAGGAGGCGCGCAGGAAGAAGUUUGGGAUUGUAACACGCGAGUUCAAGGUGGAGGACCAGCCGUGGAUCCUCAAAGUCAACGGCAAAGCAGGGAGAAGGUUUAAAGGGCAGAAGAAAGGAGGCGUGACGGAGAACGCGUCAUACUACAUCUUCACGCAGUGUCCUGAUGGAGCGUUCGAGGCGUUUCCUGUUCACGCCUGGUACAACUUCACUCCGGUGGCUAAACACCGCACGCUCACCGCCGAGGAGGCCGAGGAAGAGUGGGGCAGGAGGAAUAAGGUGGUGAAUCACUUCAGCAUUAUGCUGCAGCGCCGCCUGAAGGAGCAGGAACACGGUGAGGAAGACGAGGAGGAGGGAGAAAAGGGAGCGAAAAAAAAGAAAAAGAAGAAAAAAGGUGGCCAAGGAGGGGACCUGCGUAUUCACGAUUUAGACGAUGAUCUGGAGCUGAGCAGCGACAACAGCGAGAGCAGUGGAGGAGAAGAUGGAGAAGGUCGGUCGAAGAGUAAGAAGGAGGACAACUCAAAGGCAAAGGGGAAGAAAAAGAAGAAGAAGAAGGGCAGUGACGCAGAGGGACAUGAGGACAGUGAUGACGGAGACUUUGAGGGUCUGGAAGUGGACUACAUGUCUGAUGAGAGCAGCUCUGAGGACGAGGAACCGGAGAAGGUGAAGCCCAGUAAAGGAGAGGACGUGCCUAAAGGAAUCGAUGAAGCGUCUGAGAGCGAGGAGGAGAGUGAGGAGGAGAACAAGAACGAGGACGAGGCCAAGGAGGAGGAAGAGGAGGAAGAGGGCAAGAAGACACCUGUACAGGUGGAGAAGAAAAAGAAGAAAGACAGCAGCGGUGAGUCGGACACGUCUGAGGACAGCGACAUCGAGGGAGAGACGGCGUCUGCGCUGUUCAUGGCGAAGAAACGGACUCCUCCUAAACGCGCCGGCCGAGGUUCUGCUGGAAGUUCCAGAGCGGGAAGUCGUCCAGGAACGCCUUCCAUCGACCACGCUGCCACCUCCAACACACUGCGCGCUGCUGCUACCAAACUGGAGCAGGGUAAGCGCCAGGCGGCGAGCAGCUCCGACACUCCGGCUGCCAAGCGGCUGAAGAUGGAGCCGGCGUCUCAGAGUCCGUCUGGGAAAAGCACUCCGCAGCCAGCGUCUGGGAAAUCCACCCCGAGCUCCAGUGAUGUGCAGCUGACUGAGGAGGCCGUGCGAAGGUAUCUGAUCCGAAAGCCCAUGACCACUAAAGACCUGCUGAAGAAGUUCCAGACCAAACGCACCGGACUGAGCAGCGAGCAGACAGUCAACGUCCUCGCUCAGAUCCUUAAGAAGCUCAACCCCGAGAGGAAGAACAUCAAUGACAAGAUGCACUUCUACCUGACGGAGUAACGAGACCGAGCUGCCGUAAGGGGCGGGGCCAAACGUUGAGUGCUUCAUAACCACUUGUGAUUGGGCAGGUGACUGGGUGGGCGGGGCCAUGGGGUGAAGCUCCAAAGGAUGCAUGGGACUUUUUUCCCUGCUUAGUGGAAUAAAGUGUAAUAAUUCUAAAGAUAAAAGAAUGUGUGUGAAUGUUAAAUAAAAGUUUGUUUUUUCCAGUAAA
Molecule: messenger RNA, 2032 nt
Organism: Clarias gariepinus (North African catfish)
Lineage: Eukaryota; Metazoa; Chordata; Actinopteri; Siluriformes; Clariidae
Gene: gtf2f1
Product: general transcription factor IIF, polypeptide 1
Exons: 14
Coding region: 1-1821 (606 amino acids)
Biological process (GO): transcription initiation at RNA polymerase II promoter; positive regulation of transcription elongation by RNA polymerase II
Cellular component (GO): nucleus; transcription factor TFIIF complex
Molecular function (GO): RNA polymerase II general transcription initiation factor activity; TFIIF-class transcription factor complex binding; DNA binding
Source: RefSeq, a predicted model, not a curated record